Gekko japonicus is the source of this 818-nucleotide messenger RNA. RefSeq names its product interferon-induced transmembrane protein 2-like. Bases 288 to 818 code for a protein of 176 amino acids. NCBI's taxonomy places the organism in Eukaryota, Metazoa, Chordata, Lepidosauria, Squamata, Gekkonidae. The record is from RefSeq and is a predicted model, not a curated record. The transcript is spliced from 4 exons. Gene Ontology annotation, cellular component: membrane.
CAAGGCUGGCGUGAUACAGACCCUAUGAUCCAGGCACAGGGAGGUUGCUCCACCCAGCCUCCAGAGGGCUACAGAAGAGGCCAGUUGGCAGAGGAGCAGAGCAAACUGAAGAAGACCAACCUGCAGCCAGGAGAAGAUAAUAGCGCGUUUGGCGGGAAGUAACAGGAAGAAGGCGAGGGGGUAGGGGAGAGCUGUACUGAAGACGCAACUCGAGCAAAGAAAGGAAUUUUCAGGGAGGACAGUGAACAUUCUCAGAAUAGCAGAGCUGAGAAGGAGACCUUUUCACUAUGGACCACCCAAACGACAAAGAAGAUGCCCUUUUUUCCCAGAACCCACCACCCUACUCCGAGAAACAGUCCUACAGUCAGCAACUAAUUCCUGCUGAUGGGCUAGCAAACUCUGCCAUGCCAACUCAGUACCAGCCUUAUUACGCCCCAUACGGUGCAGUGCCCAGCUCAGGACCUGAUGUCCGACCUCCGCUGCACAGCACUGUUGUCUUUAUACCUCCUACCGAUGCACCGGAUCACCUGGCGUAUUCCAUCUCCACCAUGCUGUGUUGUUUCCUGCCUCUGGGAAUUGCAGCCGUGGUUUACUCUGUACGGACUCGGGAUGCCAACCGGAUGGGGAACAGCACUGAGGCUCAGCGGAACUCCAGGAUGGCACGGAUCUUAGCCCGUUCUGCGCUUAGCGUCGGGAUUGUGUUGUUUAUUAUUGCUACUAUCCUAUCUGUUUUAUAUUUACUCAUAUCUCAAGGAGAAUCUACUGCCCUGGGGAGGAAGACGGACUGGGCUCUGGAGGACAUUCCAGACAUGACCUAG